CUUCACGUGGAUAGAUCCGGUCAGACCUGACAGUCUAAUGUCUGCUAAAGCUAUCUACGAGGCGACGGCGAAAACGCUGCUCAAUGCACAUCUUCCUAAGCAUCUGAGUGAAACGCAAAGGCAAAAUGUGAAGUCAAAUCGGUUCGUGAGAGUGACAGAAGACAGCAAUUUGGAAGAACUCACUUCUUGUAAUCACUGGUUGCUAACAGAGCAACUUGUUGCAAAGCCUGACCAGCUAAUUAAACGUCGUGGCAAGUUAGGAUUACUUGAAACUAAUGUCAACUUGGAUGGCAUACGAGACUGGCUUUCCAAGACCAUGGGGAAACAAGUGAAAGUUGGUAAAGCCAAAGGAAGUUUAGAGAACUUCAUUGUUGAGCCAUUUGUACCACACAAGCAGUCGGAUGAGUUCUACGUUUGUAUUUAUUCUACUCGCCAUGGAGACACUAUCUUAUUUCAUCACCAGGGUGGUAUUGAAAUUGGCAACGUUGAGGAAAAAGCGUUGUCGUAUGAUGUGUGUGUAGGUCAAGAGAUUGAUAUUUCUGUGAUGGAAUCUUCUCUUCUGGUUAAUGUUCUUGAUGGGAAGAGGAGUUUACUGGCUGGUUUUAUUGCUGCUCUGCACAAAGUAUAUGCUGAGUUGUUUUUCACUUACUUGGAGAUUAAUCCAUUAGUUGUUGUGGAUACAUCAGUCUACAUUCUUGACGUUGCUGCAAAGUUGGAUGCAACUGCAGACUACCUUUGUAAGCAGCUAUGGGGCGAGAUCAACUUUCCACCACCAUUUGGAAGGAAGGCAUAUCCUGAAGAGGCAUACAUUGCUGAUCUUGAUGCCAAAAGUGGCGCUUCUCUCAAGCUCACUAUUCUCAACAAAGAUGGUGCUAUCUGGACUAUGGUGGCUGGUGGCGGUGCAUCUGUAGUAUAUAGUGAUACUAUCUGUGAUAUGGGGGAAGGCAGAGAGUUGGCCAACUAUGGAGAAUACUCUGGGGCUCCAAGUGAAUCGCAGACAUUUGAGUAUGCGAAAACAAUUCUAGGAUUGAUGACCAAGGAAGGACAUCCGAAAGGAAAAGUCCUUAUUAUUGGUGGUGGUAUAGCUAACUUUACCAACGUGGCUGCAACAUUCAAGGGUAUUGUGAGAGCGCUGCAGGAAUUUCAGCACAAACUAGUUGAGCAAAAAGUCUCAAUCUAUGUGAGAAGAGGUGGACCUAACUACCAGGAAGGGCUUCGAGUAAUGAGAGAAGUUGGUGGUACAUUGGGUGUGCCGGUUCAUGUGUAUGGACCUGAGACUCACAUGACUGCCAUAGUUGGCAUGGCGUUGGAGAAGGCACCAGUUACAGCAGAAUCAGUAACAUCAUCAUCAUCAUCUCGCAGUCUUUUUCAUAAACAUCCAUUUUCUUUGUCAUCAUCUUCAUUGUCGGAUCAAGACCCUAACCCUCAACCAGUUAGUGAGCGGUCAAAUUCAAUGAGUCGGAAGCCAGUGAAUCUUCCUCCGCCUAUAGAAGGGCAAGCAGUAGUUUCAGUAGCUAAACAACCUGAACUAGAACAUGGGAGGAAGCCUUUGUUUACUCGUGAAACAAGAGCAAUCUUAUGGGGAAUGCAACCGAAAGCAGUGCAGGGAAUGCUGGAUUUUGACCAUGUAUGCAGACGUGAUAUUCCUUCAGUUGUGGCAAUGAUCUACCCUUUUAGUGGAAAUCACAAACAGAAAUUUUAUUGGGGACAAAAGGAGAUAAUGAUUCCAGUUUACAAGGAAAUGUCUGAAGCAAUGAAAAGACAUCCGGAAGUUGAUGUGUUGAUCAACUUUGCAUCACUACGUUCUGCUUAUGAAAGUACAAUGGAAACAAUGACUUAUUCUCAGAUUCGCACUAUUGCAAUAAUUGCUGAAGGUAUCCCUGAAAAUCUGACCAAAGUGUUAAUCAAAACAGCUAACGAGAAAGGAGUAUCUAUUAUAGGACCAGCAACAGUAGGUGGAGUGAAAGCAGGUUGUUUUAAGAUCGGUAACUCUGCGGGGAUGUUGGACAACGUUAUAGCAGCUAAGCUGUUUCGCCCUGGAAGUGUUGCAUAUGUAUCACGGUCUGGUGGUAUGUCCAACGAAUUGAACAACAUCAUUGCUCGAUCAGCGGAUGGAAUCUAUGAGGGUAUAGCCAUUGGUGGCGACAAGUAUCCAGGGACAACAUUUAUUAAUCAUGUGUUGCGGUAUCAAAGCAAUCCGAAUGUGAAAAUGAUUGUUCUAUUGGGAGAGGUCGGUGGUACUGAAGAGUAUAAGAUAUGCGAAGCAUUGCAGGAUGGUCGUAUCACUAAGCCUGUAAUAGGCUGGUGCAUGGGAACAUGUGCAAAGAUGUUUACAUCAGAGGUUCAGUUUGGCCAUGCCGGUGCAUGUGCCAAUGCAGAACAGGAAACGGCUGAGGCGAAGAACAAAGCAAUGGCAGCCGCAGGCGCUCGUGUUCCAUGUUCAUUUGAUGAUCUUCCAUCAACAAUAAAAGAAGUUUAUGACCACCUGCUGGAGUCUGGUGUCAUUGUACCGCAACCUGAGGUGGAACCUCCAACUGUCCCUAUGGACUACAGUUGGGCACAGGAGCUUGGUUUGAUACGAAAAGCGUCUUCAUUCAUGAGCAGUAUUUGUGACGAACGUGGCGAGGAGUUGCUGUAUGCUGGCAUGCCCAUCACCAGUGUUUUCAAGGAUGAUAUUGGCAUCGGUGGAGUGAUCAGCCUCUUGUGGUUCCAGCGAAGAUUGCCUCCAUAUGCUUGUAAAUUUAUUGAAAUGUGUUUGAUGGUAUCUGCUGACCAUGGACCAGCUGUAUCAGGAGCACACAACACGAUUGUUACCACAAGAGCUGGUAAAGACUUGGUAUCAUCUUUGACGUCAGGUCUACUCACUAUUGGUGAUCGAUUUGGUGGAGCUCUGGAUGCUGCUGCUCAACAGUUCUCUGAGGCGUAUGAUUCUGGUAUGCCCCCAAUGGAGUUUGUAAACUCGAUGAGACGGCAGCACAAGCUGAUUAUGGGUAUUGGGCACAGAGUCAAGUCACUUAACAACCCUGACAUGAGAGUAACGUUGAUGAAGGAAUUUGCUAUACAAAACUUUUCGUCACACCCACUGCUUGAUUAUGCUCUUGAAGUGGAGAAAAUUACGACCAGCAAGAAACCAAAUUUGAUUUUGAAUGUUGAUGGAUGCAUUGCUGUGGCAUUUGUUGACUUGCUGAGGACUUGUGGUGCAUUUAGCAAUGAGGAGGCUCGUGAGUAUAUUGAGACCGGAUGUCUCAAUGGUCUGUUUGUGUUAGGAAGAACUAUUGGUUUUAUAGGACACUACUUGGAUCAAAAGCGACUGAAGCAAGGUCUAUAUCGCCAUCCAUGGGAUGACAUAUCGUAUGUGUUGCCACAAGACCUGUAGUGACACAAAUCGAUAAACUGUUUGCCCUGAAUGCAGCUUCCAUAUUCUGACAAGCUAUGAAUGCUGUCUUUUAUUGUGUAUUCUGUCUCUGUUUUUCCACGUACUGUUGCAGUGUAUGUCACAAGUUGAGUAUCUUUGAGGAGCGAAUAAUAGGAGAUAGGAACAAUCAUCUUGUAGUGUUUUCUGAUUGAUUGUAAGAUGUAUUUGUAAAGUUA
Molecule: messenger RNA, 3591 nt
Organism: Corticium candelabrum
Lineage: Eukaryota; Metazoa; Porifera; Homoscleromorpha; Homosclerophorida; Plakinidae
Product: ATP-citrate synthase-like
Exons: 28
Coding region: 38-3376 (1112 amino acids)
Biological process (GO): tricarboxylic acid cycle; acetyl-CoA biosynthetic process; citrate metabolic process
Cellular component (GO): cytosol
Molecular function (GO): ATP citrate synthase activity
Source: RefSeq, a predicted model, not a curated record